Messenger RNA from Porites lobata, 5648 nucleotides. The record is from the annotation of a GenBank genome assembly. NCBI's taxonomy places the organism in Eukaryota, Metazoa, Cnidaria, Anthozoa, Scleractinia, Poritidae.
UUUUUUUCCUCCAAUAACGCAUGCCUUCCUCUUAAUAAACAUCGCAGUCCGGCAGAUCUCACGCAGUACCUUUUUCAGUACCUUGGUAGGCCAUUAGUUAACUCGGUCAAUCACUUGACUGCAGUGUGGAAGGUCGUGGGUUCGAUUCUCUUGAGGCCGGACUAAUACUCAGGGUCUUACAACAGUACUGAGAAAUGAAGUCAAGGUACUUCCUCUGCCCUGCAUGCAAACGGAUAGAUCAGGCUUCGCGUAGCUAGGAUGACCAUGUAAAAUGGAAGUCCCGUCUCCUGUAUUAGACGUAACAAUAAUGUCGCUAACUAAUACUUAAUUACUAUACUAUUACAGUAAAUACAUUUACACUCAAAUAAAGUGGAUCUUUAAAAUGAGAUGACUGGAGGCAGCCAUGAAAUUUAAUAUUAACAUUAUAAUACUUCCGGCUACCCGCUUCGUGCUCUUAAAACUGACUACCGUUGCACACUCGUCUUAGUUUAAAUCAUUUUUUGUUUACUGUAGUUUCAGUAUUAUUGCCCCAUCUCCACUUAGCCGUCUCUGCUAUGCCAUCUAUUGUGUUCCAGGGGCUGACACUAUCGUUUCCAACCUGCACUUUUGGGAAAGGCCAGACCUCGUCAUUAAAAUCAGGGAAUUCAAUCCACGAUAAAAAUUGCUGUUGCAUUUCCAUAGGUUUCAUCAGUUGCCAGUCUGUUACUACAGUGGAGCCAAUUAUUCCAAACCAUCCCUUUGUGUCUUCCUCGGCCAUCGACAGAACUGGAGUGUUUCCUCCAGGUACAAGGUAGGUGAUGGGUUUUGUCCAAUCACUGUCCUUUCCGAGGCUUUCACAGUCAGCAAAAAUUUCCUUCCGGCAUUGUCACAAGUAACUGUUACAGUGAAUUCUAAGGGAAGGGUGUUUUUCUGAUGCAUUUGUUAACAGGGAGACUUAAAAUUUAUUUUUACUUCCACGAGGGUCCUAUGAGUACAAAAGCUCAGUCCAGCAUUUCAAAAUUCGAAAAGUGUUUCAAUUAACUUUUAUUGACAUGGUGAAAAACUAUACUUUCUUACAUAAAUCGUUUUUCUUUCGCUUCUUACUUUAAGCUGAUGGAACGGCUGGCGUAUGUUAUAUUGAGCCUCAUCCUUUCCUGAGGUUAAUCUCUCCUUUUUCUUUAGAUAGCACGUGGUGACGGACGAGUGAGACGUAUUUUUCUGAGCUCCCCAUUUCUUUGAGUUCUAAACGUUCUAAAACAUGUCAGGUAAAUCAAAAAAAGGCCAAAAGAAGCCGUCAAAUCAUUCUGCUAAUCAGACGGCAGCAGAACAAGCGGAAUUAUCCGAAACCGAAGAAAGUGUGUCUUUCCGGGAUGGCAACGAAGCAAUAAACAUGGCCGCCGGUCUUCAGGAUUUUGAAGUAAUUCUGACAAGACGGUUGAAGGAGCAAUCUGAGUCUAUUCACGAUAUGAUGCUUAAGUACUUCAAGCUUUACAAAGAUGAUAUAGACGAAAUUAAACGAAGCCAAGCUUUUGUUGACGCCAAAUUCGAAAAGGCUAAGAAGGCAACUGAAGAUCUAACUUCGGAGAACCGGCGCCUGAGAUCAGAAGUAGAUGCCCUGAAAGGGCAGCUUAAACAGUGCGAAAUUAAGCUGGAGGAAGUCGAAAACGACAGCGAGGCAUUAAAGCAGUAUCUUCGUCGUGAUAUGUUGGAAAUACAUGGCGUGCCUACGCGACCUGAUGAAGAAACAGACGAUCUUGUGUGUAAGGUUGUGGAGUUGGUUGAUCCUGAGCUUGAGAUCUCGUUGGCCGACAUUUCUAUCAGCCAUCGUCUGCCAAGUAGAGAAGGCCGAAAUGCCCCUCAAUAAUUGUAAAGUUCUGUCGUCGUAAUGUCCGUGACCGUUUGUUGAGCAGAAGAGAGAUAAGGAGUAAGACAGCUAUGGAUCUUGGUUUUACCGAAGAGUUUGACUUGUAUAUCAACGAGAGCUUGACACAGAAGAACCGCGAGCUUUUGGCUAAGGUUAAAGAGUUCAAGAGGGUAAAUCACUUCAAGUUUGCCUGGACAAAGAAUGGCAAAGUUUUGUUGCGUAAAGAUGAUAACCCAGCAUCCCAAGUCUAUUCUUUUAUGUCUAUGGCAAAUUUUGAGGAGUUCAAGAACUCAAGACAAAGCUAAGUAUCGGGCUAUAUGCAUUGACAGUUAAUUAUUAGCCACUGAAGCCAAAUGGCUUCUGACUCUGAGCUCCCUGAGCCUGAGCUCCCUUUUUCUCAUCUAGGCAAUAACGAUUUUAAUAUUGCUUUAUAUGAAAUGACACAUGGACCUCUACAUUAUGAUAGCGAACGAUUAAGCUCUCUUUUGUACAACCCAAUUGAUAAUUCGUCUGUCUCUAAUCAGUUUUUCUUUAAUGAGUUAGAUCCAGAUCAACAGUUUACUUUUUCUCCUCCUCCUAGUAAUUAUUAUACUGAGGAUGAAAUUAAUGCUAAGCUAACUAAUAUUUCAAAUUCUCCUUGCUUCUCUGUAUUUCAUAUUAAUACACGAAGCCUAAUCGGUCAUUUAGAUAAAUUUAAAUUCCUGCUUAGUCAUUUGCAAAAUCCAUUUUCUGCCAUAUGCGUAUCGGAAACCUGGCUAACUGAGCUUACGUCGGACCAGGUGGAAAUACCUGGAUAUAAAUUUAUUUCGAACCACCGCGAUAGCAAGUCCGCCGGUGGAGCAGGUCUUUAUUUACUUGACGAUUUAGAAUACAAAUUAUGCCGCGAUUGUAAUUAUUCUGAACCUGAAGUGAUCGAAACUCUUUUUGUUGAAAUUAACAUUCCCAAUGGGAAAAAUAUUAUAGUUGGUACUGUUUAUCGUCCGCCUAAUUAUAACACUCGGGACUUUUUGGAAAAAUUUAAUGAGAUUCUUGCUAAAAUAACUAGAAAUGACAAAUAUUGUUAUUUGGGUGGAGACUACAAUAUAGAUCUGUUUCACUAUUCCGAUCAUGCCCCUACUCAAGAAUUUGUUGAUAGUCUAUUUUCCCAUAUGUUCAUUCCUCUAAUCAAUAGACCGACUCGGAUCACUGCUCAUUCGGCCACACUUAUUGAUAAUAUAUUCACGAAUAAUGUAAGGUGUAAACAUUUCAAUGGUAUUGUUAUUAAUGAUAUUUCUGACCAUCUACCGGUUUUUGUUUAUGAAGUGGAUGAGACAGAAAUAGCGUCGAAAAAUAGCCAAACUAAAUAUCUCACUAAAAGAGAUUUUUCAGAAAGAAAUAAGAGCAAUUUUCGGCUCUCUCUUUCUCGUGUUAAUUGGAAUUUACGUUUCGAUGAAAGCGAUACUAAUGAAUGUUAUAAUAGUUUUGUGAGUGAGUAUGUUCGAUUAUACAAUGAAAGCUUUCCAUUAAAAACGAUAAAACUCAAAACAAAGAAAGUAAUGCGCUCCCCUUGGAUAACGCAAUCUCUGCUUGUUUCUAUCAGGAAAAAAGAUAAACUCUAUAAGCAGUUCAUUAAUUCUAGGGACUCAACUACUGAGUUAAAAUACAAACGCUAUCGGAACAAACUGAAUCAUCUUAUAAAAAUUGCUAAACGAAAGUACUAUGAUACAAAAUUUGAGAAGGCUAAAAAUAACCUGAAAGAAACUUGGAAACUAAUCAAUGAUGUAAUCAACAAACCGAGCAGAAAAGCAGCUCUGCCAAAUUCCUUUUUCUCUGAUGGAAAACUGUUAAAUGAUCCACAAGAAAUAGCUAACUGCUUUUGUAAGUUCUUCACCAACAUAGGUCCGAAUUUAGCAAGGAAAAUUCCAGACACACAAGUAUCUUUUCGUAGUUUUCUUGGCGUUUCUGUUAAUGAGUCGCUUAUCUUAAAUCCAACUAAUAUUUCGGAACUAAAUCAAAUAUGCAACUCUUUUAAAUCUGGAAAGUCGCCUGGAUAUGAUAACGUUUCAAUGGAUAUAAUAAAAAGCACCUUUGAUCUCAUUUCUCAGCCUUUGGCCAAUGUAAUCAAUUUGUCUCUUAUUAAAGGAGUAUUUCCUGAUGAACUGAAAAUUGCUAAACUGAUUCCGGUAUUUAAAGCUGGUGAUUCCCAGUAUUUCACUAACUACCGUCCAAUUUCGCUUCUUUCUAAUUUUUCUAAAUUCUUUGAAAGAGUUAUGCACAAUCGUAUUACAAAUUUUUAGAUCGUUUAGAUAUCUUAUACUGUUGCCAAUUUGGAUUUCGUAAAAAUAUUCUACAGCGCUGUCUUUAAUUCAUCUUAUUAAUAAAAUUGCAACUGCUAUUGACAGAAGCGAAUAUACAGUUGGCAUAUUCUUAGACUUAUCAAAAGCAUUUGAUACUUUAGACCAUCAAAUACUCUUGUCUAAGCUUGAGCAUUAUGGGAUUCAUGGGCUAGCACUUAGCUGGUUCAAAAGCUAUUUGUCAAAUCGCGUGCAGUUCGUCCAGUACAAAGAGACUUGUUCUAUUAGGCUGACUCUGAGCUGUGGAGUCCCUCAAGGUUCUAUAUUAGGACCAUUAUUGUUUGUUUUGUAUAUCAAUGACCUCCCUUGUGCUACUCGUCUUGCUGAAACUAUGCUUUUUUGCAGAUGAUACUAGUGUGUUUUAUUCUAAUCCCGAUUUAAAUUGUGCUAUUUCUGCCGUAAAUAAUGAUUUAUCUCAAAUUGCUCUUUUUAUGAAAGCAAAUAAGCUCUCUGUUAACAUAACGAAAACUAAUUAUAUCAUUUUUUUGCAGCAAGGCAAAAACCAGUCGGCUUCCCAAUAAAUCCUGUCUUGUACGAUGAGGUUUUAUUAAAACAAGUAAAGGUAGUUAAAUUUUUAGGGGUUUUUAUCGACGAGCAUCUAACGUGGAAGCCGCAUAUUACUUAUAUAUGUAAGAAAAUUUCAAAAUCUAUUGGCGUCAUGUUUAGGUCUCGUUUCUUUCUUUCUGAAACAACAAAAAGUCUCUUUAUUAUACCUUAAUUUAUCCUUAUUUAACAUAUUGUACCACAGUUUGGUCCUCCACUUAUGUAACAAACCUUAAUAGAAUUUUUCUUCUACAAAAGCGAGCAGUACGAAUUAUUACAAAUGCAGAUUUUCGCGCGCACUCUGAACCAUUAUUUUUCCGUUUAAAGAUUUUGGACAUAUACAACAUUAAUUCAUUCUAUACUGCACAAUUUAUGUUUUCAUAUUAUCAUCAAUUACUGCCACCGCUUUUUUCGAACCUUUUUGUUACUAGUAGCAAUAUUCAUAAUUAUAAUACUAGAAGUUCCUCGCAUUUUCGUUCUCAUGCCUGCCGAACUAACACCAAACAAUUUUCUAUUUUGUUCCAAGGCCCUAAAAUUUGGAAUUCUUUACCAAACUCAGUCACUUCGAUUUUUACAUUGCAAUCGUUUAAAACGAAAGUUUUUGAUUUUCUACUAUAUCGAUAAUGCGUCUUGUACUGUCCGUUGUUGUGUGUUGUUAUAGUUCUAUUGCUUAAUAUUAUUGUAACGAGGGGGCCUCCUCGUACAAGCCUUGUGGUUUUCUGAGGUCCCCUCGCCACAUCUUUGUAUAAUGUAAUGCUUGUGUAAUCUUUAUUGUGGGAAAAUAAUAAAUAAAUAAAUAAAAUAAAUAUUUAGGGUUCGUUCCUUUUAUGAUCCAAGAUCACUUGGAUCAUGGUGCAUCUGAGGAACUGAUAAAUCCCAUAUUGAAGAAAGGAUUUAUCGCUAAAUUCUAUCCACCAUCAUCCAAGUGA